Molecule: messenger RNA, 5552 nt
Organism: Herpailurus yagouaroundi (jaguarundi)
Lineage: Eukaryota; Metazoa; Chordata; Mammalia; Carnivora; Felidae
Gene: DCC
Product: DCC netrin 1 receptor
Exons: 29
Coding region: 767-5101 (1444 amino acids)
Biological process (GO): cell-cell adhesion
Cellular component (GO): membrane
Molecular function (GO): protein binding
Source: RefSeq, a predicted model, not a curated record
GCAGCUGCUGGAAGCCUCCUCCGACCGCUCUUUUUUCCCUUCACCGUCAUCUCUCUGCCCCCACCCCCUUCCCGUGGAGUCUUUGCCUGAUCCAGUGCGUUUCCCUCCAGUCUCCACAUUUUCCCUUCCAGCCCUCCACUUCUCUGGAUCAAUGGAUAGUACGGCUCCAACUCCCACCUCACACACCGCUGGCGGACACCCCAGUAACAAGUGAGAGCGCUCCACCCCGCAGACCCCUGCCUCUCCUCCCCGGGUCCCCUCGGCUCUUGGAGGAAAAACAAACAGCAUCCCCAGAUCUCCUGCGGAUUUUUCUUUUUCAACUUUAUCCAGCCUUGGACAGGGAACCAGCCUCGACCUUUUAAUGCACAGCCCCGCCACAGGAUUGCUUUCUAUCUCCUCUUGGUCCCUUCUGGAUAUUUUCUUUAUUGAUGACUCAAGAACCCCGUGGAGAGCGGUUUUCCCUCUUCUUCCUCCCUCUGUCUCCUUGAGUUAGUUUUCUAAGGUUUUACCGGAGCUUGGCAUCUCUUGGACCGAAUGGAACUUUUCGCUGCCUCCUUUUGCUGCUGAUUCUGUCAGUGGACGAGCAAAGAGGCAGAAGAGGCACAGGGGAGGUGGAGAAAGAGGUGGAGGAAGAGGACGAGGAGGAGGAGGAGGAAGCCGAAGGGGCUCGGCGCGUGUGUGUGCAUGUGUGCAUGCGUGUGUGAGUGCAUGUGUGUGAGUGCCGCCACUGCCCAGGACCUCUGGCCCCGAAGGUGUUGGCUGAAAUAUGGAGAAUAGUCUUGGAUGUGUUUGGGUACCCAAGCUGGCUUUUGUACUCUUCGGAGCUUCCCUGCUCAGCGCACAUCUUCAAGUCACCGGUUUCCAGAUUAAGGCUUUCACAUCCCUGCGCUUCCUGUCAGAGCCUUCCGAUGCUGUCACGAUGCGGGGAGGAAAUGUCCUCCUGAACUGCUCUGCUGAGUCUGACCGAGGCAUCCCGGUUAUCAAGUGGAAGAAAGAUGGCGUCCACCUGGCCUUGGGAAUGGACGAAAGGAAGCAGCAACUUUCAAACGGCUCUCUGUUGAUACAAAACAUACUCCACUCCAGGCACCAUAAGCCAGAUGAGGGACUUUACCAAUGCGAGGCAUCUUUGGGAGAUUCUGGGUCAAUUAUUAGCCGGACGGCGAAAGUUGCAGUAGCGGGACCACUGAGGUUCCUAUCGCAGACAGAAUCUGUCACGGCCUUUAUGGGAGACACAGUGCUACUCAAAUGUGAGGUUAUUGGGGAGCCUAUGCCAACAAUACAUUGGCAAAAAAACCAACAAGACCUGAUUCCCAUCCCAGGUGAUUCCCGAGUGGUGGUGUUGCCCUCUGGAGCCUUGCAGAUCAGCAGACUUCAACCUGGGGACACUGGAAUCUAUCGAUGCUUAGCCCGGAAUCCAGCCAGCUCAAGAACAGGAAACGAAGCAGAAGUCAGGAUUUUGUCAGAUCCAGGACUACAUAGGCAGCUGUAUUUUUUGCAAAGACCAUCCAAUGUAGUAGCCAUUGAAGGAAAAGAUGCCAUCCUGGAGUGCUGUGUUUCUGGCUAUCCUCCCCCGAGUUUUACCUGGUUACGAGGAGAGGAAGUCGUCCAACUCAGGUCCAAAAAGUAUUCUUUACUGGGUGGAAGCAAUCUGCUUAUCUCCAAUGUGACAGAUGAUGAUAGUGGAACUUACACCUGUGUUGUUACAUAUAAAAAUGAGAAUAUUAGUGCCUCUGCAGAGCUCACGGUCUUGGUUCCGCCAUGGUUUUUAAAUCACCCUUCCAACCUGUAUGCCUAUGAAAGCAUGGAUAUUGAGUUUGAAUGUUCUGUCUCUGGAAAGCCUGUGCCCACUGUGAAUUGGAUGAAGAAUGGAGAUGUGGUCAUUCCUAGUGAUUAUUUUCAAAUAGUGGGAGGAAGCAACUUACGAAUCCUUGGAGUGGUAAAGUCAGAUGAAGGCUUUUAUCAAUGUGUAGCUGAAAAUGAGGCUGGAAAUGCCCAGACCAGUGCACAGCUCAUUGUCCCUAAGCCUGCUAUCCCAAGCUCCAGUGUCCUCCCUUCUGCUCCCAGAGAUGUGGUCCCCGUGUUGGUUUCCAGUCGGUUUGUCCGCCUCAGCUGGCGCCCACCUGCAGAAGCAAAAGGGAACAUUCAAACCUUCACGGUCUUUUUCUCCAGAGAAGGUGACAACAGGGAACGAGCAUUGAAUACAUCCCAGCCUGGGUCCCUUCAGCUUACUGUGGGAAACCUGAAGCCAGAAGCCAUGUAUACCUUCCGAGUUGUGGCCUACAAUGAGUGGGGACCAGGAGAGAGUUCUCAACCCAUCAAAGUGGCCACUCAGCCAGAGUUGCAAGUUCCAGGGCCAGUAGAAAACCUGCAAGCUGUAUCUACCUCACCUACCUCAAUUCUUAUUACCUGGGAACCCCCUGCCUAUGCAAAUGGUCCAGUCCAAGGUUACAGAUUGUUCUGCACUGAGGUGUCCACGGGAAAAGAACAGAAUAUAGAGGUUGAUGGACUAUCUUAUAAGCUGGAAGGCCUGAAAAAAUUCACGGAAUAUACUCUUCGAUUCCUAGCUUAUAAUCGCUACGGGCCAGGAGUAUCUACUGAUGACAUAACAGUGGUUACACUUUCUGAUGUGCCAAGUGCCCCGCCUCAGAACAUCUCCCUGGAAGUAGUUAAUUCAAGGAGUAUCAAAGUAAGCUGGCUGCCUCCUCCAUCAGGAACACAAAAUGGAUUUAUUACCGGCUAUAAAAUUCGACACAGAAAGACGACCCGCAGGGGUGAGAUGGAAACAUUGGAGCCAAACAACCUCUGGUACCUGUUCACAGGACUGGAGAAAGGAAGUCAGUAUAGUUUCCAAGUGUCAGCCAUGACAGUCAAUGGCACUGGACCACCUUCCAACUGGUAUACAGCAGAGACUCCUGAGAAUGAUCUGGAUGAGUCUCAAGUCCCUGACCAGCCAAGCUCUCUUCACGUGAGGCCCCAGACCAAUUGCAUCAUCAUGAGUUGGACUCCUCCCUUGAACCCCAACAUCGUGGUGCGAGGUUACAUAAUUGGUUAUGGCGUUGGGAGCCCUUAUGCCGAGACAGUGCGUGUGGAUAGUAAACAGCGAUAUUAUUCUAUUGAGAGGUUAGAGUCAAGUUCCCAUUAUGUCAUCUCCCUAAAAGCUUUUAACAAUGCAGGAGAAGGAGUUCCUCUUUAUGAAAGUGCCACCACCAGAUCUAUAACAGAUCCCACUGACCCAGUUGAUUAUUAUCCUUUGCUUGAUGAUUUCCCCACCUCGGUCCCAGAUGUCUCCACCCCCAUGCUCCCACCAGUAGGUGUACAGGCUGUGGCUCUUACCCACGAUGCUGUGAGGGUCAGCUGGGCAGACAACUCUGUCCCUAAGAACCAAAAAACAUCUGAAGUGCGACUUUACACUGUCCGGUGGAGGACCAGCUUUUCUGCGAAUGCGAAGUACAAGUCAGAAGACACAACAUCUCUGAGUUACACAGCAACAGGCCUCAAACCCAACACGAUGUAUGAGUUCUCGGUCAUGGUAACAAAAAACAGAAGGUCAAGCACAUGGAGCAUGACUGCCCACGCCACCACAUAUGAAGCAGCCCCGACCUCUGCUCCCAAGGAUUUGACAGUCAUUACUCGAGAAGGGAAGCCUCGUGCUGUCAUUGUGAGUUGGCAGCCUCCCUUGGAAGCCAAUGGGAAAAUUACCGCUUACAUCUUGUUUUAUACCUUGGAUAAGAACAUACCAAUUGAUGACUGGGUUAUGGAAACAAUCAGUGGUGAUCGGCUUACUCAUCAAAUCAUGGAUCUCAACCUUGACACUAUGUAUUACUUUCGAAUUCAAGCACGAAAUGCAAAAGGAGUUGGGCCCCUGUCUGAUCCCAUCCUCUUCAGGACUCUGAAAGUAGAACACCCUGACAAAAUGGCUAAUGACCAAGGUCGUCAUGGAGAUGGAGGUUAUUGGCCAGUUGAUACUAAUUUGAUUGAUAGAAGCACUCUCAAUGAGCCACCCAUUGGCCAGAUGCACCCCCCACACGGCAGUGUCACUCCUCAAAAGAACAGCAACCUGCUUGUAAUCAUUGUGGUCACCGUUGGCGUCAUCACAGUGCUGGUGGUAGUGAUCGUGGCUGUGAUUUGCACCCGGCGCUCUUCAGCCCAGCAGAGAAAGAAACGGGCCACCCACAGUGUUGGCAAAAGGAAGGGCAGCCAGAAGGACCUCAGGCCCCCUGAUCUUUGGAUACAUCAUGAAGAAAUGGAGAUGAAAAAUAUUGAGAAGCCAUCAGGUACUGACCCUACAGGAAGGGACUCCCCCAUCCAAAGUUGCCAAGACCUCACACCAGUCAGCCACAGCCAGUCAGAAACCCAGCUGGGGAGCAAAAGCACCUCUCAUUCAGGUCAAGACACUGAAGAAGCAGGGAGUUCCAUGUCUACUCUGGAAAGGUCACUGGCUGCCCGCCGAGCCCCUCGGGCCAAGCUUAUGAUUCCUAUGGAUGCUCAGUCCAACAAUCCUGCUGUCGUGAGUGCCAUCCCUGUGCCAACCCUGGAAAGCGCCCAGUACCCAGGAAUCCUUCCAUCUCCCACGUGUGGAUACCCCCACCCACAGUUCACCCUCCGGCCUGUGCCAUUCCCAACAUUGUCUGUGGACCGAGGUUUUGGAGCAGGAAAAAUGAGUGAAGGACCAACCACCCAGCAGCCACCCAUGUUGCCCCCAGCACAGCCUGAGCAUCCCAGCAGUGAGGAGGCACCAAGCAGAACCAUCCCCACGGCUUGUGUUCGACCAACUCACCCACUCCGCAGCUUUGCUAACCCUUUGCUACCUCCACCAAUGAGUGCAAUAGAACCGAAAGUCCCUUACACACCACUGUUGUCUCAGCCAGGGCCUGCUCUUCCCAAGACUCAUGUUAAAACAGCCUCUCUUGGGUUGGCUGGUAAGGCAAGAUCUCCUUUGCUCCCUGUAUCUGUGCCAACAGCUCCUGAAGUAUCUGAGGAAAGCCACAAAGCAACAGAGGAUCCAGCCAAUGUGUAUGAACAGGAUGAUUUGAGUGAACAAAUGGCAAGUUUGGAAGGGCUAAUGAAGCAACUUAAUGCCAUCACAGGCUCGGCCUUUUAACACGUAUUACCCAAUUGAUGAGGUGUAUUUUCCGGGAACUUUGCAGCAUACCAAUAACCCAUAAACAGCACACCUGUGUCCAAGAACUCUUAACCAGUGUACAGGUCAACAAUCAGGACCACUCACGGAGGAUCCUGAAGCGGUUCAGAAGGAAUAAGUGUCCCUUCUUUCAUAGGCAUCAGGAAUUUCACAAUGAUUACUAUGGGGUCCCUAAACAAAAGUAAAUAAACGUCUUCACUGCAAUGUCAAAGCUGAAGCUGCUAGACUAGUCCUGGGUCUUUGCCACUGCAGUGACCACACCGUCAUAACUAAUGCUUAUGUUUUCCUUCAUCGAGGCCUGUCAUUUCCUUUUCCUGUAGGUCUAGUCUCACAAAAUGCAAGUGCAUUAUUGAAGCCUGUCCCAUCCCGUGGCAAAUCAGUGCAAGCUCAUUAUUUCGUUUUCAACUUCAAA